Messenger RNA from Closterium sp. NIES-67, 924 nucleotides. The record is from the annotation of a GenBank genome assembly. Lineage: Eukaryota; Viridiplantae; Streptophyta; Zygnematophyceae; Desmidiales; Closteriaceae.
AAUCUGGAUGGAAGUGUUUCCAUACUCCCACCACCAUUACACCAUCAGGUCACACGCACUCAUAGCUCGUGCCCUGUCGCGAUGACAUCUCUCGUAGGCUACGAUUACGAUUCGGACGAUUCUGAUAAGGGGGAGCUCGGCGCGCAGGAACUAGCGGAAGCACUGGCUCAGGCUGGUCCGCCACAGCGCGCCGAGUCAGGGAGAGCUGCAGCAGCUGAAGCCGGAAGUUCCGCGAAACCUUCUGUGGGUCAAAUAGAAUCCCGUCAGCUUCUAUCUCCUGAUAGAUCGUCACUUCAAAACGAAUCUGACCAAGGGAAAUCCCCCUCGCAACGCUCCGUUAAGCCUUCGUUGGGAACACACGCGAAGCCAAAUCCACUGAUGCAGCAGCAGCAGCCUGCAGACCAGCCAUCCCGGGUGAUUCUACCCAGUGCGGCGGAUCUCUUAGGAGAUUCCCCCGAUAGUCUCAGCUUCGCUAUAGGAACAGUCGGGAGAGGGGGACCGAGUGGGGGAUUGCAAGGACCAGCAGGAAAUUUGGUCGAAGCUUCCAGGAAGCGCACUGAGCCCAACCCUAAUAUGCUGCUGCCCAAGCCUCCGUUGAAGGCUCUGAAGGGAGGCUCGGGAGCAGGAGUAGGAGCAGGAGCAGGAGCAGGAGGAAGGGGUGGAAGAGGAGGAAGAGGAGGAGGGUUGGGUGCAUCAGCAGAUUCGUUCUUGCCACCCCAACUUCGAGGCCGCUCCAACGUGGCAACUGAGGAUUUGGACCGCAUAUUCUCCAAGAAGGGAAAACAUAAACAAUAGCCAAGUUGCGCUAUGACAUGAGAACAUUCUUUUUCGCUAGCAGAUAUCCCUGUAAUUAGGUUCCUUCUUUCCUGCAAUGAAACUGAUGGUUUGACUGCUUUCUUGUAAUUAUUUUUUCUUAAUAUGGUG